This is a messenger RNA of Camelina sativa (false flax), 2283 nucleotides long. RefSeq names its product somatic embryogenesis receptor kinase 4. The record is from RefSeq and is a predicted model, not a curated record. Gene Ontology annotation, biological process: protein phosphorylation. Gene Ontology annotation, molecular function: protein binding; protein kinase activity; ATP binding. Lineage: Eukaryota; Viridiplantae; Streptophyta; Magnoliopsida; Brassicales; Brassicaceae.
CCAUCAUCAGUCUUUAGUCUUUUAACUCUCUGUUCCAGUCUUCUCGUUUCCUUUGGUCCACGAUAGAAUCCAUUUUGGUUUCUUUCGAAAUGUGGUCAAAUGUCGAAUACGCGUUACAAAGGAGAAAGCUUUCUCUUUACCUCGUUCGUCUUCGUCAACGGGUGAAUCAAUCAAUGAAUGAAUGGUCCCUCUGGGUUAGAUAAACCUUGCUAGGUCAUCAUCCUUUACUGGAUUUGCUUUUACUCUGAUGACAAGUUGGAAAAAUGGAACAAAGACCACUCCUUUGCUUCCUUUGGCUGAUUCUACUAUUCAAUUUUACUCUCAGAGUCGCCGGAAACGCCGAAGGUGAUGCUUUAUUUAUGCUGAAAAACAGUUUAUCAUCAGCUGACACUGCAAACAAUGUACUCCAAAGCUGGGAUGCUACUCUUGUUACUCCUUGUACCUGGUUUCAUGUUACUUGCAAUAAUCAGAAUAAAGUUACUCGUGUUGAUCUUGGGAAUGCACAACUAUCUGGGAAACUGGUUCCAGAACUUGGUCAACUUUCAAACUUGCAGUACUUCUGUACCUAUGCAUGCAGAAGGGAGCUUUAUAGCAAUAACAUUACUGGGGAGAUACCUGAAGAGCUUGGCGACUUGAGGGAACUAGUGAGCUUGGAUCUAUAUGCGAAUAACAUAGGCGGUCCCAUCCCGUCGUCUCUUGGCAAACUAGAGAAACUCCGAUUCUUGCGUCUUAACAACAAUAGCUUAUCUGGGGAAAUUCCAAUGGAAUUGACUUCUGUGCAGCUGCAAGUUCUCGAUAUCUCAAACAACCGGCUCACUGGAGAUAUUCCUGUUAAUGGUUCCUUUUCGCUCUUCACUCCUAUUAGUUUUUACAAUAAUAAUUUAACGCCACUCUCUGAACCUCCGCCUACUUCUACCGCUCCUACGCCACCACAACCUUCAGGCAGACCAAUGACUGCAGCAAUAGCAGGGGGAGUUGCUGCAGGUGCAGCACUUCUAUUUGCUGUUCCAGCCAUUGCGCUAGCUUGGUGGCUGAGAAGAAAACCACAUGACCGCUUUUUUGAUGUACCUGCUGAAGAAGACCCAGAGGUUCAUUUAGGACAACUCAAAAGGUUUACCUUGCGUGAACUGUUAGUUGCUACAGAUAACUUUAGCAAUAAAAAUGUUUUGGGUAGAGGUGGUUUUGGUAAAGUGUAUAAAGGACGUUUAGCUGAUAGCUCUCUAGUGGCUGUGAAAAGGCUAAAAGAAGAACGUACCAAGGGUGGGGAACUGCAAUUUCAAACAGAGGUUGAGAUGAUAAGUAUGGCCGUUCAUAGGAACUUGCUUCGGCUUCGUGGCUUUUGCAUGACACCAACUGAAAGAUUGCUUGUUUAUCCCUACAUGGCUAAUGGAAGUGUUGCUUCUUGUUUAAGAGAACGUGCUGAAGGCAAUCCAGCACUUGAUUGGCCAAAGAGAAAGCAUAUUGCUCUGGGAUCAGCAAGGGGGCUGGCAUAUUUACAUGAUCACUGCGACCAAAAAAUCAUUCACCGUGAUGUGAAAGCUGCGAAUAUAUUGUUAGAUGAAGAGUUUGAAGCUGUUGUUGGAGAUUUUGGGCUGGCAAAAUUAAUGAAUUAUAACGACUCCCAUGUGACAACUGCUGUACGCGGUACGAUUGGCCAUAUAGCUCCUGAGUACCUUUCGACAGGAAAAUCUUCUGAGAAAACUGAUGUUUUUGGGUACGGGGUCAUGCUUCUCGAGCUCAUAACUGGACAGAAAGCUUUUGAUCUAGCUCGGCUUGCAAAUGAUGAUGAUAUCAUGUUACUCGACUGGGUGAAAGAGGUUUUGAAAGAGAAGAAGCUGGAAAGCCUUGUAGACGCAGAGCUAGAAGGAAAGUACGUGGAAACAGAAGUGGAGCAGCUGAUCCAAAUGGCUCUGCUCUGCACUCAAAGUUCUGCACUGGAACGUCCCAAGAUGUCAGAGGUAGUGAGAAUGCUGGAAGGAGAUGGUUUAGCUCAGAGAUGGGAAGAGUGGCAAAAGGAGGAGAUGCAGACGCACGAUUUCAAUUAUCAAGCCUAUCCUCAAGCUGGCACUGACUGGCUCAUCCCAUAUUCCAAUUCCCUUAUCGAAAACGAUUACCCUUCAGGUCCAAGAUAACCUUUUAGAAAAGGUCAUGAUGCCAUGUGAGUUCUUAUACAAGUGUAUAUUAUAUAAGAUUGAUGAAGUUGUAAGAAGCAAAAACCCACAUUCACAUUCAAACAUCAGUACGUACUCCAAUACUAAUCAGCUCUACGAUACUUUUUAGACC